Molecule: messenger RNA, 1006 nt
Organism: Naegleria gruberi
Lineage: Eukaryota; Heterolobosea; Eutetramitea; Acrasida; Naegleriidae
Exons: 1
Coding region: 1-939 (312 amino acids)
Source: RefSeq, a predicted model, not a curated record
AUGUCAAAAACAACUGUGACCCUGAUCGACUUUGUUCCAUCUUCAUCGAUUCCAAAUCACGAAUUAUUAAAUUUCCUGAAAUAUUCGCUCCGAGCUAAACAAUACAAGAAAUUUUCCAUGAAUUUUAAUUUGAUAGGAAAAUUGAAAGGAACUAAAGGCGAGUACAUGUAUGAUUUGGGCUUAUCCGAUUGUUUUAAUAAGAUUAUUGUUGGAAAUCAGCAUUAUUUAGAGGUUUUUGAAAGAGGAGGAGCAGAAUAUUAUCGGAAUCAACCAAGUGAUUUCUCUCCUCUGUUUUCAGUUUCGUAUGAACAUCAUGGAGAGUUUCAUUGUUUGCGAGUGGUGAAUGAGAAUGGACACGAGUUUAUCUAUGCAACGACUAAUAAGGGAUUAAUCAAGAUUAGAGUACAAGAUUUAAUGAAUAACAAGUCGAAAGUGGAAUGGGUUUUUAAAAAGAAUAGUUAUUGUAAUAUUUGGGGAUUGGAUGUUAUUGGAACGAGAGUUUACUAUUUGGAUUUUAACAAUUCAUCUCUCUUCUCAUUGAAUAGAAAUACUGGUACUGAAGUGGAAGAAGAAAAACUUAAAGACCUUACAAUGGGUUAUGGUUUGCAGUUUUUGAGUGAAAAUAAGAUACUAACCUCUCAUGGAAAUUGUUUGGAAAUUUUAGAAAAGAAAGAGAAUCAAUGGGUUUCAUUGAAAAAAGGAACAAGUCUUGAAACUAGUUGCCUGUACUCUAUGUUUUAUGAAAAGGAGUCAGGUUUAAUUUAUACAUCAAAUACCACAGAAGGACAUGUAGUAAUUGCAGAUUUGGAACAUCUUUCACUUGUGAAAAAGUGUGAAAAUAGUUUGUUUAAUUGGAAUUAUGGCAUUAUAGUUGAUAGCAAAACUGGAUUGUUAUAUAUUUGCAAUAGAACAACCAACCAUAUUUUAAUCUUUGAAUAAUUUAUCUAAUUGUGAAUAUUUGUAAAUUUUCUGAAUUAAUCAAUAAUAAGCCAUACAUUAACACCUC